Messenger RNA from Cicer arietinum (chickpea), 4297 nucleotides. RefSeq names its product eIF-2-alpha kinase GCN2. The record is from RefSeq and is a predicted model, not a curated record. Gene Ontology annotation, molecular function: histidine-tRNA ligase activity; protein binding; ATP binding. NCBI's taxonomy places the organism in Eukaryota, Viridiplantae, Streptophyta, Magnoliopsida, Fabales, Fabaceae. Gene Ontology annotation, cellular component: nucleus; cytosol; cytoplasm. Gene Ontology annotation, biological process: mitochondrial translation; histidyl-tRNA aminoacylation; protein phosphorylation.
AAAGACUUACAAGAAAGGUGCUGAAUGCAGAUGUAAUGAAGCGCCACCUUCUCUGACUACUCAAUCUCACACAAACAAACACAUUUCUUCAUUCUUCAACUUCUCGUCAAAUUCUCGCGAACUCCAUUGUUCCUUCUUAUCAAGAAUUCGCUGCUUCGUGUUUUCCGCGUAAAGAAACCAACGGUGCCAAAACGGUUACACUUCCGAUUGAAGUUGAGAGAAAUCAAUGGGACAUAGUUCGAAUAAGAAGAAACGAGGAGGUGGAGGACGAAGAAGCAAAGCAAGAACGCCUUCCAAAGACCACGCUUCUCAAUUCGGUCAAGAUGAUGAUAACGAACAACUUUCCGAAGAGAUUACCGCACUAUGUGCAAUUUUUCAAGAGGAUUGCAAAAUUGUUCCUGGAUCGCUUCCUCAACUUGCCAUUAAGCUCAGGCCUUACUCGAAGGACAUGGGUUAUGAGGAUGUGGAUGUUUCUGCAAUUCUUGUUGUUAGGUGCUUGCCUGGGUAUCCCUUCAAGUGUCCCAAGUUGCAGAUUACUCCUGAGAUGGGUUUGUCAGAUACUGAUGCUAAUAAACUUUUGUCUCUCCUCCUUGAUCAGGCCAAUUUAAAUGCUAGGGAGGGACGAGUAAUGAUCUUUAAUUUAGUUGAGGCAGCUCAAGAGUUUCUGUCUGGAAUUGAGCCUAUUGCCAAACCAACUGAAUCUAAGUUUUUGCACACAACAACAGAAGGCAUUGAAGAAUUGUGUCCCAAGGAUAUUAUUGCAUCUUCAAAUAAAAAUAGAUCUUUUGUUUAUGGUUUCAUCGACCUUUUCAGUGGCUAUGGAGAGUCCUGGAAUUGGGGUUUUGGAAUUGAUGAAACUGCUGGAAAAAGUUCUUCUCUUCCUUCCUCUAAGUUAGAUGCCUCCAAGCCACGAUUUGAAGCCCGGGAAAAGAAAUCUGAUAGCAAGGAAAACCCGUACAUAUUGCAAGAACUUCCUGCGAAAUUAGAUACUGUUGGAGAAGUUAGUGAAGACAGUAACAAUAUCUUAUCUUUGACUCAUUCAAGUAGAUCUCUGGUGGAAGAUUUUGUAGGGAACGACAGUGAAGGUGAGAAAGAGUAUUUUAUUGUUGAUGAGUAUGCAACAGAAGAUAACAAAGGUGUGUAUGACAGCGAGUCGUCAGAGUCUAUAUCUUCUGUCUCCUUGCCUCAUCAUCAAGCAUCUCAAACAAUAGAAAAGGAUCUAAUCAUGGUUCACAUGCUUCGCCUUGUUUGUGCUUCUAAAGGCACAUUGACCGACUCUUUGCCACAAUUAGCAGCAGAGCUGUACAAUUUAGGGAUCUUUUCUGACUUGGCACGUGAUAUGGCAUCAAAACCGCCUUCCCUUUUCAACAAAACCUUUCAUCGUAUCUUCAAGAAACACCUGGCAUCAUCCAAAAUAUCUCAAUUUUGGACACCUUCUUCUGAUUUUGGAGGCUCUAAUACAGUUCCCCACAGUUCUCGAUAUUUAAAUGAUUUUGAGGAGCUACGCCCCCUUGGUCAUGGUGGUUUUGGGCAUGUUGUGCUGUGCAAAAAUAAGCUCGAUGGAAGGCAGUAUGCAAUGAAGAAAAUUCGCCUUAAAGACAAAAGCAUGCCUGACCGAAUAUUAAGGGAGGUAGCUACACUUUCACGUUUACAACAUCAACAUGUUGUUCGGUAUUAUCAGGCAUGGUUUGAAACUGGAGUUGCAGAUUCUUAUGGGGAUCCUGCUUCGGGUUCAAGGACUACAAUGAGCUCUACUUUCAGUUACCAAGCUGCAAGCUCCAAUGAUGCCAUUGGGCGCGAGAAUCAGCUAGAAUCAACAUAUCUUUAUAUACAAAUGGAGUACUGUCCCAGGACUCUUCGUCAGAUGUUUGAAUCAUAUAAUCAUUUUGACGAAGAACUGGCAUGGCAUUUGUUUCGCCAAAUAGUGGAAGGUUUGGCACACAUACACGGGCAAGGAAUAAUUCAUCGGGACUUAACACCAAGUAACAUAUUCUUUGAUGCUCGCAAUGAUAUUAAAAUUGGUGAUUUUGGUCUCGCCAAGUUCUUGAAGUUGGAGCAAUUGGACCAAGAUCUAGCCCAUCCCACUGAUACAACUGGAGUUUCUAUUGAUGGCACUGGACAAGUUGGGACAUAUUUCUAUACAGCUCCUGAAAUUGAGCAAGGAUGGCCCAAGAUUGAUGAAAAGGCCGACAUGUACAGCUUAGGAGUGGUUUUCUUUGAGCUUUGGCACCCAUUUGGGACAGCAAUGGAGAGGCAUGUUGUUUUAUCUGAUCUGAAACAGAAAGCGGAGCUUCCACCUGCUUGGGUUGCUGAGUUUCCACAACAGGAAUACUUGCUGCGGCAUUUAAUGUCUCCAGGUCCUUCAGAUCGCCCAUCUGCCACAGAACUUCUGCAGAAUGCAUUUCCUCCACGAAUGGAGUCUGAAUUGUUGGAUGAUAUCCUGCGAACAAUGCAGAAGUCAGAGGAUACAAGCAUUUACGAUAAAGUCUUAAAUGCUAUCUUUGAUGAAGAAAUGUUAAGCACAAAACACAUUCGUCAGGUUGGUAGAAUGGAGUCAGUGGGAGAUAACAGUUCAUCCAUUCAGCACACAGAUUUUGUAACUGAGGUCCGAGAUUAUGUUGUCGAUGUCAACAAGGAAAUUUUCAGGCAUCAUUGUGCUAAGCACCUAGAAAUAUCACCAAUGCGAUUAAUGGAUGAUUGUCCACAGUUUAAUAGAAAUGCAGUUAAACUUCUGACCCAUGGAGGAGACAUGCUUGAACUUUGCCAUGAGCUGCGUUUGCCUUUUGUGAACUGGAUUAUAUCUAACCAGAAAUCUUCAUUCAAACGAUAUGAGAUAUCAUAUGUUUACAGAAGAGCAGUUGGACAUUCAUCACCAAACCGCCACCUUCAGGGAGAUUUUGACAUUAUUGGUGGUACUUCAGCAUUGACAGAAGCAGAGGUCAUAAAGGUCACGAGGGACAUAGUCACUUGUUUUUUCAAUGACGACUCAUGUGACAUUCAUCUAAACCAUGCUGGCCUCCUAGGUGCAAUUUGGUCAUGGACUGGAAUCAAGGUAGAACACAGACUUAAAGUAGCAGAGCUUCUUUCAAUGAUGGGUUCAUUGCGUCCUCAAUCCUCAGAAAGGAAAUCAAAAUGGGUAGUGAUAAGGCGGCAACUAUUGCAGGAACUGGAUUUAGUAGAAGUUAUGGUAAAUAGGUUGCAGACUGUAGGUUUGAGAUUCUGUGGAUCUGCAGAUCAGGCACUUCCCAGACUAAGAGGAGCUCUGCCAUCUGAUAAGCGUACCUUGAAGGCACUUGAUGAAUUGUCCGAGCUAGUCAGCCUCUUGAGAAUUUGGAGGAUUGACAAAAAUGUAUAUAUAGAUGCAUUAAUGCCGCCAACUGAAAGUUAUCAUAGAGAUUUGUUUUUUCAGGUAUACUUAAGGAAGGAAAACAGUUCUGGAUCACUCUCUGAAGGUGUCUUGCUAGCUGUUGGUGGUCGAUAUGACUAUUUGCUUCAUCAGUUGUGGAGUAGUGACUAUAAAGGAAAUUCUCCCACUGGUGUGGGGACUAGCCUUGCACUAGAGACAAUAAUUCAGAAUUGUCCUGUCGAUUUUAAGCCCAAUAGAAAUGAAGCCAGCAUCAAUAUUCUUGUCUGUUCAAGAGGAGGAGGGGGUCUGUUAGUGGAGCGCAUGGAACUAGUUGCUGAGUUAUGGCAGGAAAACUUUAAGGCCGAAUUUGUUCCCAUCCCUGAUCCAAGUCUCACAGAGCAGUAUGAGUACGCUAAUGAACAUGAUAUCAAAUGUCUUGUCAUUAUUACAGAUACAGGUGUCUGUCUGACAGAUUCAGUUAAGGUUCGACACCUUGAACUUAAGAAGGAGAAAAAUAUUGAGAGAGAGAACCUAGUCAAGUUUCUAUCGGAUGCUAUGGCAACACAGUUUAGAAACCCCUCCAUAUGGAUUUGAUCAAAUGUUCUUCAAAGCUAACCUUGAAUCCAAAUGGAUGAAGUCAUUCUCAGUUCAUAUCGAAUAUCACUGGUUUUGUUUAACUCUGCAGCUGGACAAUAGGUUCUGAUAGGAACCAGAUUAUCAACUGGAUUUCAUCAAAAAGAUAUAUAUCCAGCAGGAUGAUGGCCUCCAUUCAAAAAUAUAGAACAGAACUAUGUACAUCAAUUUUGCAGCUUUAUUUGAUUCCCCACCCCUCUAUUUUUUAGGAUUUUGUUGUACAUAGUUGUGAUGAUGUAAAUAUGUAUAGAACUUAUGAAUUGUUUUGAUUCAUUUACGUGGACUUAGUGGCUGUUGAUGUGAUUUUUUUCCCACACA